AUGGCGCCACAAAACAAGACUGACCGCUCCUUUGGCGCCUUGACGCCUGCUCUUUCAGAAUGGAUCCUCGAGGCUGUGGAUUCCAUGGGUUUUGUGAAGACCACACCUGUGCAACAUGCGGCCAUCCCUAUGUUUAUGAAAAACUCCGAUGUUGUAGUUGAAGCCGUGACGGGAAGUGGGAAAACUCUAGCUUAUUUGAUACCCAUUGUUGAGCGUCUGCUUCGAUUAGACGCGCCCAUUAAGAAGCAUCACGUGGGAGCCAUCAUCAUAUCGCCAACCAGGGAGCUAGCAACGCAGAUCCAUACUGUAUUAUCGUCACUCCUUCGAUUCCAUGCCCCCUCGGCUGCUUUAUUGGAUCCUGAGGAUGAAGACACCGACAUGGAGGAUGCCGGCGCCCCUCCGAAACCAACUUUCCCCCCAGGCACGCUCAAAGUCGUGCCCCAAUUACUCCUCGGUGGAUCGGUAACUCCAGCCCAAGAUCUCAGUAGGUUCCUGAAGUCAUCCACUAAUGUACUGAUUGGCACACCUGGUCGGCUUCUUGAGCUCCUCUCUUCACCGCAUGUCCAUUGCUCACAGUCAUCCUUCGAUGCUCUCGUCCUUGAUGAAGCCGAUCGACUUCUGGAUUUGGGAUUCAGUGCGGAUCUCCAGAAGAUUCUAUCCCGGAUACCCAAGCAACGCCGAACCGGUCUCUUUAGUGCCAGUGUGAGUGAAGCAGUCGACCAGCUUAUCCGUGUGGGUCUCCGGAACCCUGUUCGAAUCGCGGUCAAGGUCAAAGCACGAGCUGCUUCCAACGGCACCACAGGAGAAGCUGGAGUUAUCGAAGACCGAAAAACUCCGGCGAGUUUGCAAAUGUCUUAUCUUGUCAUGCCUGCUUCGCAUAAGCUUCCGGCCAUCAAGAAAGUAUUGUCUUCAAUGCAACCGCAACCACAGAAAUCCAUCAUGUAUAUGGCGACAUGCUUCUCUGUCGAUUACUUCCAGCACGUGCUUCCUGAGUUGCUGAAGGGUUUUACCAUUGUACCCUUGCACGGCAAGCAUCCUGACAAAGUGAGAAAAAGGAACUUUAUAAAAUUUGUUGACUCUGUCACUCCUACCAUACUUCUAACGACCGAUGUGGCAGCACGAGGACUGGACAUCCCCUCAGUUGAUCUCGUUCUGCAACUUGACGCCCCAAGUGAUCCGAAAACAUUCAUCCAUCGCUGUGGUCGUGCAGGUCGUGCAGGCCGCAGAGGACUUGCUCUUACAUUCCUUAGCCCUGGUCGAGAGGAAGAUUAUAUUGAAUUCUUACGAGUUCGACAUACGCCGAUAUCUCCCUUGACAACCCCAAACGUUGAGGUAACUGCGGAAGAAGCAGAAGCAAUGAGUAAUCGCAUAAGGAAGGUGGUCAAGUCAGACAGAGCACUUUUCGAUAAAGCACAACGAGGCUUUGUAUCCUGGGUCCGCGCAUAUAGCAAGCACACUGCUAGUUCAAUCUUCCGCAUCCCAGAUCUCGACUGGACAGAGCUAGGUAACGCAUGGGGCCUUCUCAAGCUUCCAAGCAUGCCAGAGCUGAAGAAAUGGGAUGGAGACCGGAGUCUGGGUGUCACCAUGGACUUCAGCACUUACGCAUACAAGGACAAAGCACGUGAGCAACAACGACAAGCUGAGCAGCAAGAAUACGAAGCAACCAAGGCGGAAGGCAAGAAGCGAUAUGUAACUGAAGACAAGAAGGCAUCGGCGUGGACCCAGCAAAAGGACCAGAAAGCCCUGAAAGAGCUAAGAAGAGAGAAGAAGGCAGCAAGGCGCGAGCAUGACCGGGUAGCAGCUUUGACAGAAGACGAGCGAAAGGAAGAAGAGAGACUGAAAGGCAUGAUUGAACAGAUGCGAAAGAAGGUUGCAGAAAAAGAAGCACAAGAUGCGGCAGAUGAGUUUGAAGGGUUUAGUGAUUGA
Molecule: messenger RNA, 1926 nt
Organism: Pyrenophora tritici-repentis Pt-1C-BFP
Lineage: Eukaryota; Fungi; Ascomycota; Dothideomycetes; Pleosporales; Pleosporaceae
Product: SrmB, Superfamily II DNA and RNA helicase
Cellular component (GO): nucleolus
Molecular function (GO): ATP binding; nucleic acid binding
Source: RefSeq, a predicted model, not a curated record